UGCCCAUUGCUGGCAUCGGCAUUCAGUAUGGACCCCCUAAGCGCCUUCUCGCUCGCGUGUAACAUUCUUCAAGUCAUCGAACUGGGUCAGAAAACCCUGACCCUUACCCUAAAUUACCGCAAAGCCAGCACGGGCGAAACACGCGAGCACGAGGAUCUGCAAGGAGUGCUGCAAUGCCUGAUCAGCUUGAAUGUCGACCUGCACGCCUCGAUCCCGACCUCCACUGAGCCAGGCAGUCUCACCCCGGCGCUGGCUCGGCUGAAACAGGCCAACGAAGAGUGUCUUCGUCUGUCGAUCGAGUUUGUAGACUUGUUGAACAAGCUGAAGCUCCGCACCCCCCAUGCAUUGCUGGAGUCCAUCCGGGCCAGCAUCAAGACGUUAUGGAACCGCGAUCGCAUGGAAGCUAUGUCUAAGGCUGUUGGUCGAGCGCGGGAGAAUCUCAACACCGCACUGCUCUUCUACCUCAAAGAUACCCAAGCCACCGUGGCGGGCCAGGAUCAGAUCCUCCAAUCUACGGCUCAGCUAGAGGACAACGUCUUAUCUGCACUGGAGGAACGUUGUGCACUGAUCCGAGCCGACGUACGCCAGGUUCUGGAGCAGGUGCAGGCACCCGGCGUGAACCACGCGGCAGAAACUCAGCUUCUGGUCUCGCAUCGGCACCAGCUCGACUACCUUCAACGUCAGAUCCAGGGCAUUCUCGACCGACAAGAACAUCUGAGCAACCUGGAUGAGCAAAGAAGACUAGCGGAAAACCACCAAAUGUUCUUGGCUAGCAUUCAAUUCCCGCAAAUGCAGGAACGUGCUCAACAGAUUCGCGCUGCACACGAAAAGACCUACCGAUGGGUCCUGCAACCACACAACCCGCGUUCGGUGGUGGCUUGGCUAUCUGCUCCCACGGACAGCGAACCUAUUUACUGGAUCUCCGGUAAACCGGGUGCGGGAAAGUCGACCUUGAUGCGCUACCUGGACCAAAAUUUGAAUUAUGAGGAGCAUAUGCUUCCCUGGGCAAGUGGGGUUACCGUUAUCCGAGCUUCAUAUUACUUCUGGAACGCAGGGAAUGCGCUACAGAAGUCUUUCGAAGGACUCGUGCGCUCCUUGCUUGCCCAGAUACUCGAACAGCAGCCUGAGCUCAUAGCCCGCAUCACGACACUCGGACCAAAGUACAAUCCCCGGACUUGGGGUUCGAGUAAUGUGGAAUGGACCCAGUCUGAGCUACUGAGUCUACUUCAUAUGUGCAUUGGCGCACUGCAAGAUCGCUACAAAGUGCUCCUUCUUAUCGAUGGCCUAGAUGAAUAUGAAGGCACCGACGAGUUACGGCGGGACGUGAUCCGAAGUUUGUUUGGGCUGAACGGAAUGGCAAACAUGAAGAUAUGUCUGUCAAGCCGGCCAUGGAACGUAUUCCGAGAUGCCUUCAGCAGCACACCGCAACUACGAUUAGAGGACCUUACUUAUCAGGAUAUCAGCACAUAUAUCAGGACCGAGCUUACCAAAUCCCCCCGCUUUCGAUAUCUUCACCUUCGCCAGAAAGCUGAGGCAGACAGACUAAUCUUAGCGAUGACUGAAAAGGCCGCUGGGGUUUUCUUAUGGGUGCGGCUCGUGGUCCGCGACCUACUCGAAGCUCUCCAGGAUGGCGAUAAUAUGGCUGCCCUAUCGCGAAAGCUCAACGGCAUCCCCGCUGACCUGGAUGAAUACUUCCGUAGGAUGAUUGAUUCGAUUCCUUCCCUGCACAGACGAGAAGCGUCAAAAAUGAUUCAAAUCGCAUUGCAUGAGGAGACCGCGUUCACCGCACUCCACCCGCUGCGGAUGCUUGAUCUCUUGUUCAUUGACGAGCCUGUCCUUGACUUUGCAGACACAGGACCGUCGAACUGUCCCAUUCUAGAUCUAGCUGAUCGUGAAGGUCUUGCAUUUAUGUUAGACUCUACGUACCGUAGGCUCAGCAGUCGGUGUAUGGGACUGCUGGAGUGCGUAUUUGAUUUGGAGUUUUCUGGUUUUCUUGACCUUACCACUCCGGAUUUCCUGGAGGCCUACGAUGGGCGUCAAUUCAGUUCUGCGCUGUGUACACAGAUUGCGGAGUCGGCAGAGAUAGGACACACCUUCAUGCUAACUAUCAGCUUCUUACAUCGCAGCUGCCGGGACUUCCUUCGAUCUCCUGAGAUUCAGGAGUUACUGCAUCAAUACACCGGCGGGCCGUUUGACGCAAGGCGGUACCUGGUCAACGCCAGAAUCUGUCAACUUCAAACCUUGAUGGUUGCUGGAAUCAACCUUGAAUUGAGUUUUGGCAUCGCAAGUUAUCUGGCGAGCGCGCUAGCAGUGCCCGGAUGGAGGGAGUCCACCCCAGCCAUCAGAGCAGCCCGAGUCCUGGACCCAGUCAUUGACGUUCUCCUAUCAGCGAGCGACCACAACAGCAGCAUGGAUGUCGGCUGGUACAUAGGCAAACUGGCAGGCAGAUGGGCGGAUGAACGGAGCUGUUUCCUGACUCUCGCUAUCGACUUUGACUUGCGAGGCUAUGUCAGGGCAUGUCUCGGUCCAGCGCAAGUCCGCAACAAGGCAGGCCGCCCGAUCCUGGACCAUGUUCUCCAGCCAGAAUUCUGCCGGCGUCGUGGCUCCCUGGGUAUCGGAUACUCAUUGGUCAGCCCCGAACUCGUGCGCCUUGUGCUCGAAAACGGAGGCGACCCCAAUGAAUCUUACCGAGGAGGGACCAUUUGGGCACGAUUCCUCGCGUGGACGGCAGGUUGCUUAGUUGAUUAUCUCACCGUUGACGCCGAAUUUGUCCAAGCCCACGUCGAGUCUAUCGCGCUGCUGCUACAGCACGGUGCGACACUCGUGGUUCCCCAUUCCUGGCUUGCAAGCGGCAGUUCCGGCUGGGCCAAGGUCAUGACCCACCCGGACUCAGGCCUGCAGGAAGGCGAUCGAUUCCGUCGCCAGACAUCACCCGUCUCAGCCUCCCCUCACACGGCUUCUGUCGUGGACCAGCCAUGUUAUGCCGUCACUGAUCUCCUGCAAGCGUUCCGCCCAUGGUUCGGAGGAGAGAUCGACCGGUUGAUUGCUCUCGCGCAACGCUCUGCAACCGUUUCUGCCUUGGGGCAGGGCAUCACGACCCUUCCUCUUCGCCCUAGGACCGAGUAUAUCCGACCGGGAGUCGAAUCUGCGUAGUAUGCUGGUCGGCAAAUAGAGAUGUGGUGUCACCCGCACCAAGUCUGUUCGCAGGAGGUUUUGGAAUAACUUCAUAUCUGUAUAGCUACAAUACUGUGGAACAGUUGAACCUUCACUGCAAAAGUGCGCAGGAUAACUCCCAUGGCCUCGAGCAUGAUCAACACAAUUGAACGAGGAUGCGAAUGCACUCGCGGGAGGUACGGAGAUCCGUAAGCCGAGUAUGAGUAUAGAUGAAUGAGGUCAGGACAGGUGAAGAUGAAGACAGC
Aspergillus japonicus CBS 114.51 is the source of this 3419-nucleotide messenger RNA. RefSeq lists its product as uncharacterized. The coding region runs from base 28 to 3153 and encodes 1041 amino acids. The record is from RefSeq and is a predicted model, not a curated record. Lineage: Eukaryota; Fungi; Ascomycota; Eurotiomycetes; Eurotiales; Aspergillaceae. The transcript has 2 exons.